This is a messenger RNA of Penicillium macrosclerotiorum, 708 nucleotides long. RefSeq names its product isonitrile hydratase-like protein xanA (gene xanA). Bases 1 to 708 code for a protein of 235 amino acids. The transcript has a single exon. NCBI's taxonomy places the organism in Eukaryota, Fungi, Ascomycota, Eurotiomycetes, Eurotiales, Aspergillaceae. The record is from RefSeq and is a predicted model, not a curated record.
AUGUCGGCCACGCCUGAGAAUCAAUACUACCGGGUGGGGGUUCUUCUCUUUCAAGGCACGGAUAUUCUUGAUUUCACAGGCCCGAUGGAGGUUCUGUCUCAUGUUUCCCAUAAUCGGAAUCCGGAUGCUCCAGACCGGAUGUUCGAAUUUCAAACUUUUGCUCGGGAAUCGACCAUACGGGCGGCAAACAUUCUGACACUGAGUGUGGACACUCUUUUGGAGGAUGCGCUGAAGGCAAUCUCCGAAUACGAUAUUCUAAUUGUUCCAGGAGGCCCACCUUCGACAGUUCAGCCACUGCUUGAAGGGAAUUCCCUAGAAAUAGAAAUAAUCCGCAAGUUUGCGAGUCUACCUCGAUCACCUUCCGAACGCCCACGUGUGCUUUUUUCGGUUUGCACCGGCGCCUUUCUACUCGGUGCCGCAGGCGUUCUCUCCGGUUUGACUGUUACUACACAUCACCGAGCUGUUGAUACCCUUCGGGACAUAUGUGUUCAAUUCGGAGACAAGAACGAGACCCCGGCAAAUGUAGUGCACAAGCGCUACGUUGAUGGUGGAUACCUCAAGGGAGAUGCGGUGCAAGUCAUUACAGCUGGUGGGGUUAGCUCUGGUCUUGAUGCCAGCUUUCAUAUUGUGCGUCAGCUAUCAAGUCCAGAGAUGGCUGCGUUUGUGUCUCGGGUGAUGGAGUAUGAUUGGACUGAUUUGGGAAGGUGA